GUUAAUAUAUAAUGUGAAAAUUUGGAGCCGCUCAGAUCGAAAAUCUUUUAGAGGUCAGUAUCAACGGGGAGAGCAGAAUCGAUGGCGAUGUUUUACACCUUUUUUCUUUUUUAAAUCCGAAAAACAACUAAUAAAAAUAUAGCCUAAUGUAUAAAAGCCGUACUAAAAUUCCUUAUUUUCAAGGAAACAAAUAAAAAGAAGAAAAUAAUAUAAAAAAUAAAUACAGGAAAUCUUAAAGUACUGCAAAAAUGAUGGAAACGAGACAAGUUUAAGUACACCAAACAAAUCAAUUUUUAUUUUUAGGCCUACCAUCAGGAACGAGGAAACAAUUCCUGCCCUGUCUCCGUGCAUCAGUUGGUGUCUUCAGUAUUUCACCUCUCGUUCAACAUGUUUGUGUGUGAUAAAUGCGACAGGAAACGUCCUUAUUAUCUUAUUCAAUCAACACAUCUGAUGCAUGUAUAAACAGAGCGAUAGAGAUCACCCCUGUCAUCUCCCUCAACCAAAACAUAUAACGUUUUAUUAAAAAAAAACACGUACGAAAGAUAAGCAGUAUUAACGGUGGAAAAAUCGGUUUGAACACAACGGAAUUUACAAUAAAACCACAUCACAUCUUGCGUGAUCAGACAGGAUGUGAGGCCUGAGAAUUCAGAGGAACGCAACAGCUACAAACAACAUGGUCAUCACAACUCACACAUCUACUGUCGGAAAGUGGAACACGACCACCAACACUACGGAAGCCGUCAACAGCACAACAUUGCCAACACUCACAACGACACACAUCUACGAGAACGCCGCCCCUGUCACCCUGCUGUUUGUGUUCGGAGUCGUGGGGAACUGUAUAGCUCUUUCCGUUUUAUGCUGUUCUGCAAAAACUCACAAGUGGCGACCGUUCUACCGGUUCGUGUGCGGGCUUGCCAUUUCUGAUGGCGGGGGGAUACUAGCAUCGUACCCUUUUGCAAUGUAUCGAUACAUCUCUAAAUUUCAGUACGACUUUCCGGAACCGUUAUGUGAGUACGUCGGAUUCGUGUUUAUGUUUACGUUAAUGUCUUCCGCUUUGAUCGUUUGUUGUAUGUCUUUUGACCGAUUCUUUGCUACGUUUUACCCUUUCCUUUACAACUCUCCAAGAAAAGAACUCCGGACUAACAUCACACUGGGUUCGGUGUGGUGUCUUUCGGGAAUCCUCAGCAGUCUUCAUUUGUACGGACUGGGAUCCAGCAAAAACAUCUAUCCUGGCUCGUGGUGUUUUCUGAAUUUCAUUGAUUUAGAGCCAUGGAAACCAAAGGCCACACAGAACAUAAUAUAUUCCUUCAUCUACGCCAUCACAGGAGUAAUAGUUGUUCUUCUGACCAUUAUAAUCAAUACGGCAGUGAUUUUCUUCUUCGUCCGAAACAAUGCUCGUGGGAAAAAAUCGCACAGACACGAUCUACACGUGAUUGUCUUCCUGCUGGUUAUCGUCACCGUCUUCACUUCCUGUUGGGCUCCUCUGAUGGUGAACAUUCUCCAGCAUGCCUCUGGCUCUAUCCAUGGGGAGGGACCUACAGAGCUGAACUUUGUGCGCAUGGCCGUCAUGAACUCAGUGGUGGAUCCCUGGAUAUACAUUCUGUUUCGGAAGGAGGUCCUUCUACUUGUGAUCACUGCUCUGGAACGUUUGACCGGAAGGCAGUUUCAUAUGAAAAGGGGGUUGAUGGGAUUUCCAGAAACUGGUGAUUCAAACAAAACGCCUGCCACUCCUCGAGCGACGCCCACUUCAGACCCACUCCAUGCAACAGUGACAGCAUCAUCAGACGAUGGGGGAGUUUACAAAGGAUGAUCCAAUGAAAUGCUUACACGUCAUACAGCCUACCCUUUGGAACAUGUUUUUAAAACCCACUAAUUUUCAAUAUAUUGCAUUUCACGUGAUUUAAAAAUCCGAUUUCAUGGAUUUCACGGAUUCACAUAUAAGUUAAGGUCAGGUACAGUCCGUUCUACGCAAAUAAAGAGUCGAAAAUGUACAGAAUCAGUGAUUUUGAUUUAAAUAUCAAUAAAUUCAUACUCUUAUGAUGUAAACCACGUUUAACUCUGAUGUCAAGUGACGUCAUUACACUACAACACGUCACAGGAUUACGUCACGCGGACUAUGGAUAUUUGAGUAGACAAUCUCGCUAAUUUUCUUUUUUAUAUUGUAUUGAAUUAUUUAGCAUUUACAUUUGCACUGAU
Molecule: messenger RNA, 2196 nt
Organism: Ostrea edulis (European flat oyster)
Lineage: Eukaryota; Metazoa; Mollusca; Bivalvia; Ostreida; Ostreidae
Product: prostaglandin E2 receptor EP4 subtype-like
Exons: 3
Coding region: 674-1810 (378 amino acids)
Biological process (GO): adenylate cyclase-activating G protein-coupled receptor signaling pathway; inflammatory response; positive regulation of cytosolic calcium ion concentration
Cellular component (GO): plasma membrane
Molecular function (GO): G protein-coupled receptor activity
Source: RefSeq, a predicted model, not a curated record